Raphanus sativus (radish) is the source of this 2321-nucleotide messenger RNA. RefSeq lists its product as uncharacterized. The record is from RefSeq and is a predicted model, not a curated record. The coding region runs from base 642 to 1919 and encodes 425 amino acids. Lineage: Eukaryota; Viridiplantae; Streptophyta; Magnoliopsida; Brassicales; Brassicaceae. The transcript has 3 exons.
UAAGGGUCAACCCGAAUAAUAGCACGAACCGUAUCCACCUUUUAUCUUCUUUCGUGUUCUUCCCCAAAUUUUUCUACGUAAUCCAUAUCUCGAUUUCGUUUUUUCUGGGAUAUUUUUUUUCUUCCAAUUAAUCUAUAGAUUCAUCUAAUUCACGUCUCCCUCUUUCGAUUGAUACCAGUUAUUUAUAUAUUUCGUCUCUCAAGAAAGAUCUAGGGUUAGGGUUGUCGAUCUCCUCACACGUCGUACAAUUUCUCGAUCCAUCGUUUUCUUUUGCUAUUGAAUCGAUUUUCAUCAACACCUCUUUUUAAUUUUGAUGUCAAUUUCACCUUUUUGGUCCCCAAUUGAGAUCUAGGGUUCUUAUUUUCCGAUCUAUCCCAGGUCUUGCCAGAUCUGUAAAUUAUCAAAGGGCUUUCUAUUGAUUCGUAUGUAUUUGGUCAAUUCUUAUCUAUUCCACUCUUGAUUUGGUUGAUUUUUGGGUAGGCCGGAAUCUAGGGUUAGGGUUUUCUUCUAAUUUGGGGAUUUUUUUUUUCUAGCUUAAGCUUCUGAACGGUUAAGAUUCUUUAUACUCUCUGGUUCUUCCGGUGAACGUUUUUAGUUUGGUGUGAAGUUUGCUUGAACUAUCCCUUUUACAGAGGUUGGAAAUGGGAUUCAAACGCCCUUUAGAUGACACCAAGUUUCUUGAGCUCCCGUUUAAACAUUCUAGACAGCUUGGCUUUAGUGACAAGUCAACGCAGUUUGAAGAAACUACUCCACGCCAUGCUGCUGUUUUGCAGAAACCUCUUGCCACGGUGGACGAAGGAGAUCUUUUGAAACACGAAGGAGGUGAAAAGACCUUUGAUGAAGAGUCAGGUUUUGUUUACCCGGGUCUUGACAUGGAAGGCUGUUUUGAUCGGGUCAUAGAAGAUUACCACGGCGAAGAUGCAAGUCACUCUCCUCAUUCUUCAGAGUAUUUUGAGCUCGGUCUUGUACCUCCAAGAAUGUUUGCUCCUGUUGAGUCCUUCUAUUCUUUCCUCUUGGAUCAACCUGCUAGAAAGCAAGUGCCCAUUGGACCAGAUCAUCAAGCCAUGAUUCCUGAAUGGGAAGGUAGUCUGAAUGGGAACCUAGAACCGUUAGGCACUGGUACUUGUGUUAUUCCCAUGCCGGCACAGAAUAUGGAUGACAUAGCAGGGAAAGGUAGAGAGUUGUGUGUCUGCCAGGACAAGGAUUCUAUAAGGUGUGUGCGCCAGCACGUCAAAGAAGCUAGAGAAGCAGUGGUUAAGGUGCUUGGAUGUGAGAAAUUCAGAGACCUAGGCUUCUGUGAUAUGGGAGAAGAGGUUGCGCAGAGCUGGAGCGAUGAAGAUGCGUUACUUUUUCAUGAGGUUGUUUAUUCCAAUCCUGUGACGUUAGGUCGGAACUUUUGGAAGCACUUGGAAGCUGCGUUUUUGUCCCGAACCAACCAAGAGAUUGUUAGCUACUACUUUAACGUUUUUGUUCUUAGAAGAAGGGCCACCCAGAAUAGGUCCAUGAUAUUGGACAUUGAUAGUGACGAUGAUGAAUGGCAUGGAGGAUAUGGAGGACGACCUUUGGGUACUCAAUAUGUCGAAGAAGAUGACUCUGCUGUCGAAUCUCCUCUUCAUGAAGGGACUGAAAAAUUCAAUGAGAGAGUGCAUCCACUCCAUCAAGAAGAAGGUGAAGAAGAUGCCAGUAUUAGUGACAAUGAUGAAGAUGAUACCAGACUGUGUGAUGAGCACAAGAUGGAUGCAACAAAUGAACAUAUGAGUAUGUUUUCCGGGUGCAAUGAGGAGAGAUUCAACGUGGAAGAUGACUCAUACACGACCUUUGAGCUUCCACAUGAUGCUGUGAACUCCGGCUGGAAGAACUGUGCAAAUAAAGAAGAGAGUGGUCUUGGAGAUGAACAGAAGAAAGUUGGAGGAGUGUAGGAUCCGAAUGUUUCAAGAAAAUAAUGGCAAAGGUCUUCAACGAACCGGGAGCAUCAUGGAUGACAUAUAUUUGGCUAUGGAUCCUCAUGGGAAAACAAGGCAAGAAACAAGUGAGGAAGCAACAUCACGUUUCGACAACUUGCAGAAUGCUAGGUGGGGUUAUGGGGUCCUCCAAAUGUUCCUAUUAAAAAGUGUAGAGAGUUUAUAAGAAUAUGAAUUUGGUCAUGUGGAACCCUUGUGAAUGGGGCUGUUGUUUCACUUUUCUUGGGACCCUCUUUCUCAAUAUUCUUUACCUAGAAAAUUGUCAGAAUCUCUCUGAUUUGCAUUUAGGAUCUUAUUUUAUUUUGUAUGAUUAAAGAGGAAAACAUAUAAAGAGAGAAAACAAAUGAAACGAUUUUGGGU